AUACUAAUGAACUCUCUAGCCAAUAUUAACGAAUAUAAAGUUUCUGAAGAUAUCUGGAAUUGUCCAGACCAGAUCGAUGAAGAAGAAUGUACUCCUCAAAUACCUCACUUCACGAAGCAAUUUGAGAAUACACUGAAGGAUAACAAAGGUAGCUCAAACAAAGCUGACUUUGAAAAAGAUUUUGAGGGUUUAAGAAACCCCAAGAUCAUGUGACUCAAACCGAAUGAUCAAGUCAGUAACAUGAAGAGGAAAGACAAAACUUAUAAACUACAAACCAAACACAUACAAUCCCAAAACUUCCUCCAGAAGGAGAGGUUUCGAUUUGGCUGCCGAGGAAAAGAAGCUACUAAGACGAAUCUCUUCCGACCGGAUUCUCAAAAUGCUACAGAUCUAAAGUGAUUGUGUGCUCAUGAGACUAUACUGUUUUCUUAUAUAUAACUUUUCAUAAUUAAAAUAC
Moneuplotes crassus is the source of this 457-nucleotide messenger RNA. The record is from the annotation of a GenBank genome assembly. NCBI's taxonomy places the organism in Eukaryota, Ciliophora, Spirotrichea, Euplotida, Euplotidae.